AUGUCCCCCGGCUACCCCUCAGAGAGCUCCUCGGCGACGCGGCUGUCGUCUUCCUCGCCGCCGGCGAGCCUGCGCGCGCUCGAGCUCGAGCAGGGCCCCGCGACCGGCUCUCCGCUCGCCCUCCGCCGAACGGCGACGUUACAGUCCAUCUCCGGCUUUGAGUUCGAGCACGCCCUCCUCCCGCUCAGCUUGAGCGGCGAUGAGCCGCAACACGAUGGCGAGCACAAGCAUGUCGGUCUCCUUCAUGCGAGUGUCGGCAGUGUUGGCGCGAGUCUUUUGGUAUGGCUAGUGUCCGGCGCGCUGGCAUGGACGGGCGCCAGUUCAUUCGCCGAGCUUGGCUGUGCGAUACCCCUGUCGGGCGGUGCACAGGCGUAUCUUGCGUACUCGUUCGGACCCAUGGCGUCUUACCUAUUCACGUGGAGCGCAGUGUCUGCGCUCAAGCCAGGUUCGGCGGCGAUUAUCGCGCUCAUUUUCGGCGAGUAUGUGAACCGGAUGAUCUGGCAUGCGUUCUGGGCCGACGGAUCGCCUCCCGAAUGGACGUUCAAGGUGACUGCUGUCUUCGCGAUCAUUGCGAUCAGCGGUCUGAACUUGAUUUCACCAUCUUCGGGAACCCACUCUCAGGUUGUGUUCACGGCAGUCAAGAUCGGCGCUCUGCUCUUCGUCGCCAUCCUUGGCCUACUGCAACUCGUCCGCAACGGCCCGGGACCCGCGUUUCAGGGCGAUGUGUUCGCGGGUUCCUCGAGUUCGCUUUCUAGCUACGCAAUCGCGCUCUACUCUGGUCUCUGGGCGUUCGACGGCUGGGACCAGUGCUCCUUCGUUGCUGGCGAGAUGACGAAUCCGACACGAGACCUUCCUCUCGGUCUGCACCUCAGCAUGACGAUUGUUGUAUCGCUCUUUCUCGCUGCGAACGUCGCGUACUUCAUUGCGCUCGACCCUGGCGUCGUGGCCGCGAGCAAUACCGUUGCUCUCGACUUCGGACGCGCCACAAUCGGCCCCAUCGGCGCCGCCGUCUUCUCGGCCCUCGUCGCCAUCUCGUGCUUCGGCGCCUUGAACGGGAGCUUCUACACAACCGCUCGCCUCAUCUUCGCAGCCGGAAGGGACCACUUCCUCCCGUCGGUAUUCUCGCGCGUCGACCCGAAACGCAAGACGCCCGACAACGCGCUCUUCCUGAACGCAGGACUGACAGUGCUGUACGUUGUCUUUGGCGGCGGCUUCCGGACACUUCUCAACUUCUUCUCUGUUACGAGCUGGACAUGGUACCUGACCACGGUCAUUGGACUGCUCUACCUGCGCGUGAAGGAGCCGCACCUCGAGCGGCCGUACAAGACGUGGAUCACGACACCGAUCACCUUCUGCAUUGUUGCAAUGUUCCUGCUCCUGAUGCCGAUAUUCGCCGCGCCAUGGGAAGCGCUGGCCGCGUUCCUGUUCAUGGGCGUCGGCGUGCCGAUGUACUAUUUGACGGCGCACUCGCGCGCGGCCAAGGUCGGGUCGGCGUACGUUGAUCCCGGGGCCGUCGCAGGCGGCACUUCGGGCUUCAAGGCGACCGCGAGAACGGCUUGGACGACGUUCGUCGAGGACGUCAGCGGCAUUAUGCCAGCGCGAUUGCGGACACUGCUCCGGCUUCGGCCAGCACACCAGGCGUACUCGGAGGUGCAGUAUGGUAUGCUCGAGGACCACGAGAUGUCCGAGCGCGAUAGGCGGUAG
Molecule: messenger RNA, 1704 nt
Organism: Trichosporon asahii var. asahii CBS 2479
Lineage: Eukaryota; Fungi; Basidiomycota; Tremellomycetes; Trichosporonales; Trichosporonaceae
Product: L-methionine porter
Exons: 8
Coding region: 1-1704 (567 amino acids)
Biological process (GO): amino acid transmembrane transport
Cellular component (GO): membrane
Molecular function (GO): L-amino acid transmembrane transporter activity
Source: RefSeq, a predicted model, not a curated record